Caenorhabditis remanei is the source of this 609-nucleotide messenger RNA. RefSeq lists its product as uncharacterized. The transcript has a single exon. Bases 1 to 609 code for a protein of 202 amino acids. Lineage: Eukaryota; Metazoa; Nematoda; Chromadorea; Rhabditida; Rhabditidae. The record is from RefSeq and is a predicted model, not a curated record.
AUGGCACGCCAAGUCCACCGAAUCUACACAAUCGCCGAGGUGCAAGAAGUGCAAAACUGUUACAAUAUGGAACGAUACCUUCCAUUGCGUCGAAGUGACCGUGAAACCGAUCGAUACUUUGAGGAGAUGCUCACCGCCCAGAAUCAGCUCGUCUUCCAAUCGAUACGAUAUGCAAAGUCAGCGGAUUCUAGAACCAAACGACAGAAGGAAGAAGUUGUGUUUCAGGAGGCCGCGUUCUUUCAAAGAAUAGAAACUCAGUGUAAAUACGCGUUGGAAGAGUAUAAGGAGAGGAAUCGAGAGAUCGAAUGGAGGAAAAAAUUGGAAAGAGCGGAAAAAAAGCGAAUGAUUAAGUUGGGACUCCGGAAACCGUCACCGUCGACGUACAAAGAGUCAUCGUCUGAACCUGAAGAUGCCAAUUUUGAGGAUUCAGAUGAAAUUGAUGAGCGGCCGGCGGCGGUCAACGGGCGGUCCGCCGCGGUCGAAGUGGAAAAAGAUAAAAAUGGAGUGCCGAUUAAGAAGCGAAAGCUUGUGAAACCCAAAAGGAAAGGGAUCCAUCUUAUACAGAAGAGAGUGAUGGAGAGGGACCCAGUAAUCGAUAUGGGUGAUUAG